AGCAUAAGACUCCUGGGUCUGGCAGUCGCAUUCCCUCAGGCUAACUAGACGCCACCCUCUGUCCUUGCUCCUCGUGUCCCGACGUCAUUUUGCAUGCUUGUGCAUACCGAGGGAUAUGUGGCGUAUAUUGUGUGUUGCGUUGACGAGAGCGUGAUCCUGUGGUGCUGUACAGGAAGCGGACUUGGAGAAGAGUGAAACAAAUCUCGAGAAGUGCAACAGGACAACGUGAGGGAUCUUCAAGGUUAAGGACAAAGCAUAAAGACGAUCAGUGGGUGAGAAGAAACUGCGAUUAUCUAAUGAACGUUGGUUUACUGUUUGUUGUUUUAAGCUGAUGUUUGGAAAUUUGUGAUCCGAAAAUCUUAGAACGAAGCCUCUCCAGUGUUUUGGAUCACUGUUGUGGGCUGUAAACAGUGUCUGGCAGGAAGAAAUUUGUGUAGAUCACGUGUUACAUGAUGGCCAUGUCCCCACUGAACGUAGGGAGCCCGUCAGAGGCUCUCAAACGCAAGUCUCCUGAUGAUACUGAAGGGGUCGUGCUCUCGCUCCGUAAACACCAAGUGACGACCCCUAUCUCCCUCACCACCACCACUAACAGCACCCAGGUCUUCUCCGUCAUAGAGGGACAGAUCAUGCAAGACGUGGACGAUGUUUGUGAUGAUGUUGUGGACGAUGUUGUUGAUGACGUAGUGGACGAUGUUGACGAUGAGGAACGCGUGGGCGGGCACCCGUCCAGCCUGGGACCAAUCACGAGCAUCGGGGGCGUGGGCGGGUCAGCCUCCUUCGCCUCCACGCCCAGGAUACACACGCCCACCACCGACUUCCAGCCACCCUACUUCCCCCCUCCCUACCUGGGCACAGAGAACCAGAUGACGACACACCACCCAGCCGCCGACCCCUACCAGCUGCAUUCUCUUCCAGCCAACUACACAACCUACACCUCGGCGACGCUGCAGAACAGACACGAGGUACCACGAAGGGAGGACCCACUUCACGUCGUAAGUAGUGAACCUUCGAGUGUGUGGAGCUUGACGCGUGGCCAAGAUGUGAGCGGGCAGGUGGGUCUGUACGACAGGAGCUACGCGGGUGUGGACAGGGCUGGAGCCGUGUUGAUGGGCGCGGCGCGACACGAAGACAUCAUCCUCAGUAACACCAUCCAUCCCCACGCCAUCGAGGAACCCGUGCAGGCAAAACGAGCGAUUGCUAGUCAACAGUUCGCCGAGCGUGGCCUCUUUCUGGAAGGCGUGUUAGAGUCGGACACGAGCUUCACCGGUGAUAUCUUUAAACACGAUGGCUUCGGCAAGAUGGGCGACCACAUGAUGAAGGAGAACCUGCUGGGCCCGGCGAUGCCCUCCGACGUGUUCUGCUCGGUGCCAGGACGCCUCUCCCUCCUCUCCUCCAACUCCAAGUACAAAGUGACGGUGGCGGAGGUGCAGCGACGACUCUCCCCUCCAGAGUGUCUCAACGCCUCCAUCCUGGGCGGCAUCCUCCGUAGAGCCAAGAGCAAGAACGGCGGACGGAUCUUAAGGGAUAAGCUGGAGAAGAUAGGUCUCAACUUACCAGCGGGACGAAGGAAGGCAGCCAAUGUUACCCUCCUGACCUCUCUCGUUGAAGGCGAGGCCAUCCAUCUGGCGCGAGAUUUUGGGUACGUUUGUGAGACUGAGUUCCCCGCACGCCAGAUCGCCGAGUACCUGUGCCGUCAACACUCAGACCCCGCUGAACAGUACCGGCGCAAGGAACUAAUUCUUGCCACAAAGCAAAUCACCAAAGAACUGAUGGACCUGCUGAACCAGGACAGGUCUCCGCUAUGCAAUACCCGGCCGCAGAUCAUCCUGGAGCCGUCCAUCCAACGACACCUCACACACUUUUCUCUCAUCACCCACGGCUUUGGUUCCCCUGCCAUCGUCGCCGCACUCACAGCCAUUCAGAAUUUCUUGACGGAAUCCCUGAAGCACCUUGAGAAGUCCUUUCCAUCUUCCAACUCCCACCUCACUGUCACACCCUCCAUAGAUCUCAAGAACAAGGAUAUGGAAAAGAAAUAACGGUGUGGUCACGUAACUCACUUCCCCCUUUCCACCUACACCACCGCCAGCCAGCCACCGAGAGUCAGACAAUAUGAGUCAUUCCUCAGUUUUUGGUAUGGCUCGUGAGGAUGCAAACUCUGCCGUAGUUUGCAGUCAUCAAACCUGUGUUGUCUUCAAUUAUGCCUCACUUUUAUUUUAAAGAAUCAUUGCUCUCCUGAAGACUCACUGCCGACACAAGUUCGGCAAACAGUUGGUCAUAUGACUCUAUAAGCUUGGCCUGACGGUCGCUGUUUGUAAAUAGAACUUUAUAAGUUUUAAGGUUGAUACAUGGCUGUCAUGGGGCUAGCUGUGUACUGAUGGCAGCAGAAGUGCAAUAACGCACAAGAGAUAGUGCAUAAUACUCAGCUUUGUGGAAACGAAAUGAAAAGACUAUAGAAGUGAUUUCUGGGAAAUUUAUUUUAGUAAUUUCACCUCUUCUAAGAGGUCUAAUGAAUCUCACAAUCAGUAGAAGGUUAUAAGUGUAGUUUGCUAAGGUUUGUACAAAUGCCAUAUUGCCAUAUUUUAUUUUGAUUGUUAAGGUUAUCAAACACCUAAUAUUUACAACUACAGUUUAGAGACAAAUGAGAUUAGUUUGCGGAUAUUUGGAUACAAAGUGAGACAGUGUUCAGCUAUUUCAUGUGCCACUCAUGAUGCCCAGAUUGAAAUUCUAUUGUGAUGAUCUACCAUUUAACAGUAUUGUCUACAGAAUACUUUGUUUUGUAUCUAGUAAGUAGCCAAACUUUGUACGUUAGUAGUGUCAGGGUGAAUGACCCUCCGAGGUUUUUCACAUCCCAUACAUAUCUGCCAAAACAAUGUACCAAGUGCAAUCUCUUGGCGAUGUGAUUUAUAAAUUAGGUUAAUGGGCGCCUUUGGGACAAACUGACUAGUUAUGACAAUGAGGUCAUACCAGCCUCUAUAGAUGUAAUAUUUUGUUGUCAGUUACCCAAGUUGUCCCAUGUUUUGUACAGUGUAGAAAGAACCUACAGACUCUAUCUCUCUUUGGAUGGGACUCUCUCACCUAACCUCUUGGCUGGGAGUAGUUUAGCGUUAAUCUUACGUAGGUGAUAGGAGCCAAGCCUCUCACAGACACGAGUUUCGGUGUCCAACAGGCAUGACAAAAGUUAUAUAAAUUUCACUCCCUUACCUCCUUGCACUUGAUACUUUCAAAAUGUCUCUCUAUCUGUUACUUUUGUUCUCCAAUUUUGUUAUCGAGAUGUGAAUAGUACGUGAUCUCUCAAAAGUGAUCUGCAUCUUUCCCCAAGUACAAUCAAGGGCGUGAAAUUAGCUCGCCCAUAUUUAUAAGCUGCUUCAGCACUUUUUUCUGUACAAUUCAUGCUUGUAUUAUUUACAUUCUUUAUCAUAUCACUGCUUAGUAUCAGUAUUUAGUUUCACUAGUCUUGCUCACUGUUCCUUUGUAUUCUUCUUAUUAAGCAUUAGAAAUUCUAUCAUGCUUGUAUGAAUUUCUAUUUUUCUGUAUGUUAAUAUUUUGCUAGAAUGACAGUACUUCAGUAUAUCUUGUAAGACAUUUUUGAAGACUGUUUUAUUCUUGUCUCCUGCUCUAUUAUAUCCCAAAAUAAGGGUGUGUUAUAACUUCACUGUGAUCCCUUAGGAACCCAGUGUACUGUAAUUUAAAAUAUUUUUCUAUUUUUCCUUGUACACAAGUGAACAAUGUGAUGUAUGUACUUAGUUGGUCCAAUAGGUCAUAAUAAAGUGUGUUGCCAUGAAUGUAUCUUAAAGUGUAAUGAGAGCAGCAAUUAUUAUCUUUGGGUGCUCAUUCAGAAAGGCUUUUUCAGUACUGUACUGUACUGAAAAUUGUGCUUAGUGUAAUAAUACUCAGGAUUUCUAAUUGAUGCUCAUAUAACACUCUCUUGAAUCUGUUGUGAAUCUGACCCAGUGGUUUACUUUGGGUCAUGGUGACAGUAACCUAUUUGUUUAUAUUGUAUUCUGUGCUUUGAAUAUUCCGAUUCUCAAUAAAGACAACAAGGGCUCUGGGUAAGAUGCACCCAACAGAAACCUCAUAUCAAGACCUCCUGUGGUCCUAGUUUAUUCUACUUACCCCAUUUUACUCUCUGCCCUUCCAUAUGUCUGCAAGUAUGGCGUUGCUCAGACACUUUUCUUCUACAAAGGAAAGACUUUUUGUUGCCCAAUUUCAUGUAAUGUUAUAUUAUUAAAUAAGGUAUUUUAUACUGUGCCGCCCCACUGGCACAUGCUCUCCACAACCUGGUUGUUUUGUGUGUUCCUCCAUAAUGGAUGGUACCAUCGUGUUGUAUAGUUUAUCUGUCAACUUGAAAUAAUUUUAAUGCUAAAGGAUGCCAUAUGUAGAAUAAUAAUAAAAAUCUUAACAAGACUA
Messenger RNA from Homarus americanus (American lobster), 4407 nucleotides. It is a transcript of the gene TfAP-2, whose product is annotated as transcription factor AP-2-epsilon-like. Gene Ontology annotation, cellular component: nucleus. NCBI's taxonomy places the organism in Eukaryota, Metazoa, Arthropoda, Malacostraca, Decapoda, Nephropidae. The record is from RefSeq and is a predicted model, not a curated record. Gene Ontology annotation, molecular function: DNA-binding transcription factor activity, RNA polymerase II-specific; RNA polymerase II transcription regulatory region sequence-specific DNA binding. The transcript is spliced from 12 exons. Gene Ontology annotation, biological process: anatomical structure development; regulation of cell population proliferation; regulation of transcription by RNA polymerase II. The coding region runs from base 450 to 2036 and encodes 528 amino acids.